Tricharina praecox is the source of this 2046-nucleotide messenger RNA. RefSeq lists its product as uncharacterized. The coding region runs from base 340 to 1791 and encodes 483 amino acids. The record is from RefSeq and is a predicted model, not a curated record. NCBI's taxonomy places the organism in Eukaryota, Fungi, Ascomycota, Pezizomycetes, Pezizales, Pyronemataceae. Gene Ontology annotation, biological process: cellular response to glucose starvation; regulation of mitotic metaphase/anaphase transition. Gene Ontology annotation, molecular function: protein serine/threonine phosphatase inhibitor activity. The transcript is spliced from 5 exons.
ACCGUAUCCCCGCCUUCUUAGCUCAACCCCCGCUUCAAACUGGAGCUCUCCCCCACAAAGCUGCUGAUGCUGCACAACUCGCCAUCUCCACAACCUGCACCUACAACCGACAUUUCUCAUUCCUUACAUCACUGAAAAAAACAAAAUAUAUACAAAGGAACAACUACCAACAACCCCCAUCCCUCCAUCUUACACAUCUGCACUCAUCGCUCUCCUGCGCCCCAGUUGCACGGCCGCCACUCUAUCGUCGUGAGACGGGUCCGUGAAGCGGGGUAAAUAUCAGUAUCCCAAACAAAUCGACUUCGUACCCUUCAGUUCAACCAAACAAGUUCACCCGGAAUGUCGUCGGACGCCCCACGUCAACCGUCUCCAGCCGCCUACGGGUCGUCGCCGAGCUUGACCUCGCGCCAGAGCACUGGAAGCCUGCGCGGAGCUCCACCACCGUCCUCUCCGCGUUCACCCUCGCGCCACCUCUCGACCGUGCAGCACUCGAUGGCCGACCUUCUCUCGACCCCGCCGUUACCGAAGCAAGAGGGAGAAGGAGGUCUCCUGAGAGACUGGAGAUCUGUCUCUGCCGGAGAGUUGAUCGAUCAGCAGGUGCUCCAGUUCGUAGAGCUCGACACCCCCGUUGAGACUGCAUGUCAGAUGCUCAUCGAUCAUGGAUUGUCAUCGCUACCCAUUCGCACCUCUCCGGACGAUGAGAGCGUGUGCGGAACCUUCGAUUACACCGAUCUGAACGCAUUCCUGCUGUUGAUCAUGGGGCUCUAUCAGCCGGAAGAAGAUGAGGAUCUCUCCUCGUUCGAAGAGCUGGCCAGGAAAGCUCGCGCCGGAGGAUCGAUUCCCGUAAAGCUCGUAAAGGACCUGGGAAAGAAGGAUCCUUUCAUCACGGUACCAGAAUCGGCACCAUUGACGAAGGUCGUCGAGGUGCUCGGAAGUGGCGUGCACCGCAUUGCCGUUGUUCGGGAAGGCACAAACCAAGUUAUUGGGAUCAUAAGCCAGCUCCGCUUGAUUCGAUUCUUUUGGGAUUAUGGCAGAUGCUUCUCCAGCAUAGAAGCUUUGUAUCCGUGCAGUUUGCGUGAACUUGGCAUUGGGUCCUCCAUCGUCAUAUCGAUAAACGGUGACAAGAUGGUGCUGGAUGCCCUCGAGUUGAUGAAUUCGGAAGGAGUCUCAUCGCUGGCUGUUGUCGACAACCAAUUCAAUGUCAUGGGAAACAUCUCGACGGCCGACGUCAAGUACCUCACGAGAUCAAGCUCGAUCCCUUUGCUGAGAGCAUCGUGCUUCCACUUCCUCACGGUGAUUUUGACGGAUAGAGGAUUGAGCGAUGGAAAGGAUUCAUACCCCGUUUUCCACGUCAACCCGCUGUCCUCUUUGGCCCACACCGUCGCAAAGAUUGUGGCUACACAGGCACACAGAAUGUGGAUCGUCGAGACCCCGAGCCCGGCAUCGAGUGCGCCGCCAACUCCCACCAUCACACCGGCCGUCGCUAUACCACCCCCCGCAGCCAUGUUACCCACACACCCCUACUCGCCUCCGUCAUUCGCGGCUCCUGGGGCGUCUGGUCUUCCGGGCAUGAGAUUGAGCGGCAGACUCACUGGGGUUGUUUCUCUCACUGACAUUCUUCAUCUCAUCGCAAAGAGUGCAGGCCUCGCGCCUGACGACCCCAAUCAAGCAAGGCGCCAGAGACGCCGCAGUUCAUCCAGUUCCAUGAGGGCUAGCUUUGAUCAGGGUAGGGGCUCGAUUGAUUUGCGCGAGCUCCGUGAACACCGUGGAUCCUUCGAGAUCCGCAGAUGAUUGAAUGGUCUGGAUGAUUGUUGGAUGAUUGGAAUAACGAGCAAUUCAUACUGGGUGUAAUCGAUGGACUUGUUUUUCCGUUUUUGUAAUACUACUACUACUUCGCUGCGGGUCGGUUCAUUGUUUGUGCUCAUUUUGUUUUGCUUUCUUUUCUUCUCUGAGGAACACGAUAUGGUUCCCUUCCGCCUCUCUCUCCCUCUUUCUCUCAAUAAGAUAUGAAUACGAUCUGGAAUUGCACGUGGUGGAGCAUAAAAA